AGUUUUGUAUUGACAGUUGUUUUGUUUUAUGUUUUGGAGAAUUUACUUUUUGAUUUUCCAUAACCGUAAUCUGUGUUAACAAGUGUGAUAAAACUGAAUGUGAUUUUAAAUAUUUAUAAUGGGAGACACAGAUAAAAGUGGUGGUGAUCCAGGAGCUUCCACAGCAACCAAAUCACCUGGAGGAAGACAAAAGUUGUCACAAUUCUUGGCUGAAAAACGGAAGAGGAAAGUUGAACUUGGGCAACCAGUUGCAUCGCUCAAAGAUCCUUACGAACUGGCAAACAAUUGUAUAACAGUUGCUCCAAGUAAAACUGGGUUUAUUCAAGAGGAAAGCUCAAGCCACUAUUGUAUAUGGGAUCCUUUAUACCCUGAAAACAUUGAAAGAGUUGCUUGUGCUGAAAGAAGGAUUAAUGCCUUGGAAUUAAAAGAUCGAUGUGUACUAGUACCAAGGUUACAUUUUUCUACAGAAGUAUUGUUGAAGAAACAUACACCUGAAUUAUUAGAAAAGCUCAAAUCAACUAAGGAACUUUCUGGGGAAGAUUUACGAACAUUCUCGUCUAAAUAUGAUGCUGUGUAUUUUACCCAGCAAACAUAUGAUUCUGCAAUAGCAGCUGCCGAAUCAGUAUUAUCAUUAACUCAAGAAGUAAUGACUGGCAACCUCAGAAAUGGAUUGGCCUUGGUUCGUCCACCUGGUCAUCACGCAAUGAGUAACGAAUUUUGCGGAUACUGUUUCAUAAACAAUGUAGCUAUAGCAGCUGAAAUGGCACUUUCAUCAGGCCAUGCCAAGCGAGUCUUGAUUGUUGAUUAUGAUGUCCAUCAUGGUCAAGCAACACAACAAAUGUUUUAUGACAGGAAAGAUGUUCUGUAUUUCUCAAUUCACCGUUAUGAACAAGGAACAUUCUGGCCAAACUUAAGAGAGAGUGACUUUGACUACAUUGGUGAAGGGGUUGGAACUGGAUAUAAUAUAAAUAUUCCAUUGAAUGCAACAGGGCUAAGUGAUUCUGACUACCUUGCCAUCAUAUUAAAUGUGCUUCUUCCAGUGGCAUACCAAUUUAAUCCAGACUUGAUAAUUGUAUCAGCAGGCUAUGACUCAUGUAUGGGGGAUGAAAAGGGUGAAAUGUUAGUUACUCCUGCGUUUUACGGCCAUCUAAUUACACUGCUAUCUGGAUUAGCUAAUGGAAGACUUGUAGUGUGCCUGGAAGGUGGAUAUUUUCCAGAGUCUUUAGCAGAAGGAGUUGUUUGCUCAUUGAAAGCUCUACUAGGCGAUCCAUGUUACCCACUUAGUAUUAAAGAAGUACAUCCUGAAGUAAUAAAUGUGAUAAACAGUGCUAUUUACUAUCUACGUAGAACUUGGGAUGGUUUGAAUCUUAUGGAUUCUUUUUCCUACCCAAAGAAUGGUGUACCUCUUAAAGCAUGUCUUAGCAUAAACAGUGAAACCGAGCAUUUGUCUAAAGUAAUAUAUCGUUUUACUCCUCAGCCAACUACUGUAUAUGAAACUAUGGGAUUUUAUCCCGUGAGGAGUGAGAUGGAAAUUUUGAAGUACACAAAAAUGAUCGAAGACCUACGAACUGCUUAUGCCUCAAUCUACAAUGUUUCUCAUGAAGUUGGAUACGUAUACGAUGAACUUCUGCUCAAGCACAAAUCUAAAAUUACGACAGGUAAAGAAGUUCCAGAGAGACCGGAACGUAUCACGGAAAUAAUAAAGACUUUUGAUAAAUUUGGACUGCUAGAACGGUUGAAACAUAUUAAGGAUGAUCAAGUUGACUGUGAAGCAUGGAUUCAAAAGGUCCAUCAUGUACAAUACAUAGACAGAAUCUUGAGACUGCAAGACCUUCCUGUUCAACCUGAUUGGUACCGGAAUGAAUUUACUGCUGAUUGCGUAUUAAAAUGUGUAUCUUGCAUUCUUACACUGAUUACCAAUAUCCAGAGGAAUAUAGUUAGGUCUGGAGUAGCAGUUGUUAGGCCACCUGGGCACCAUGCGUGCCAUGACGACGGAUCAGGGUUCUGUUUCUUUAAUAAUGCAGUGAUAGCAGCAAAUUAUCUCAUUGAUGUACAUAAAUAUUCACGAAUAUUGAUAGUAGACUUCGAUAUUCAUCAUGGAAAUGGAACCCAAGAUCUCACGUUUGAACGUAAUGACAUAAUGUAUAUUUCCAUACAUCGCUUUGAUAGCGCUAAAUUUUUCCCAUUUUUUAAAAAGGGAAAUGUUGACCACAUUGGCACUGGCCCGGGCGAAGGCUACAAUAUUAACAUCCCAUUUAAUUCGGGGAACAAGACAGAUGCCGACUAUUGGGCUGUCUGGCAUAAACUUGUACUUCCUUUGGCCUACUCAUACGAUCCCCAAUUUGUGAUUGUAUCAGCUGGAUUUGACGCCGCAUAUUUUGAUCCCUUGGGAAACGGCUAUAAAGUUAGUCCUGAAAUGUAUGGACAGUUUAUUCAAACGCUCAAACCUCUAGCUAGCGGAAAACAGCUAAUACUCCUGGAAGGAGGAUACCACCUCGAGAGUACGGCUCUUUCCAUGACUAUGUGUGUUAAAGCACUACUAGGUGAUCCUUUACCAGUUCCAAGAUUUGAUGAGAAGAUAGGAACGGAGACUCGAGCGACCAUUAAAAAAGUCUUAGAUACUCAUAGAAACAAAUGGAGAUUUUUACAAGUUAGCAAAAACAUUGCGAACUUUUCAUGUACUGAUGCUCAAUACCAAUCACUGGAGACGGCCUUAGAAGAAGAAAUCAACGCAAGGGGAUCUGUUGAAAGUUUUAGGAAAAAAAUUCCGGCGGUCAUUAAGAAUUAAGUUAUGUUUAAUACAAGUUCAAGUUAACAGUUAAUUAAUAGAUUAACUAUUCAAAUUUGUUUCAAAAAUGGUUGCUAUAGUAACUGUCUAAAAGACGGCCUAAUUAUUUUUUUAUUUCAUAACAAACUGUUUUUAAUAAUAUUUAAUUGCAUAAUAAGCGGGUUAUAUCAGAGGGUACAAAUAAUUAAUAUUGCAAAAAGGCAUAUUCCUAUUAAAUCGCCUUUUUCAAUUUACUCUGUACAAACCGAUAUUUAUUUUCAUAAUAAUAUACUAUAAUGUUCCUUAAUAUUCCGGUCAAUAUAGACAUUUAAAAUAACAAAAAUUCCCGGAAAGCCAAAUUUUGGUGGAGAGCUGGUGAUGUUUACCAUUACAAAUAAAGUUUUAAAAAUCCCCAUCGAUCCUAUGUGUGCAACAAAAGUUAUUUGGGGUCAAAGGUCAAAAUUUGAUAUUUUUUGGAUUUCUCUCGAAAAAUUAAAACAUAUUUUUAAUUUUAUCAAAAAAAACCUCAAACGAAAGUUGUAGAUCUUAAAAUUUUCUACAAAAAUAGUCUACGAUUUUUUUCCUAUGAGUUGCCAUUUCUGAGAUAUCGUGAUUUUAAGAGUCACAUUAUAUAUGAUUGCACACAUUUCCACACCACCUGUGAGGUAGUGUGCUCGGCGUGUUUUUUUACCGUGAUUUCCCCUGUAGGCCUAUUCCACUGUUAUGACAAUUUUAGGAUAAUUUAAGGGAACAAUACCCGUUAAGUUCUAGAUAUUACCUUAUUAUUGAUAUUGCUAAUGAUUAUUAGGUUAAUUAUUGUUUUGAUUUCUUUAGAUAUUUUAAUCAUAUUCAUAUUAUUGAAAGUCUACUUCAACAGAUUUCUUCCUCUUGCUGGAUAUUCAAAGAUUCUUCAAAUGUGGCGCAGUCAUUUGUCUCUUCAUUAAAUCUCUGUAAUAAUAAUUCUACUGCCAUACUUCAACUUCAAUCGUAUUUUUAUAGUUUUAGGAUAAUUUAAGGGAACAAUACCCGUUAAGUUCUAGAUAUUACCUUAUUAUUGAUAUUGCUAAUGAUUAUUAGGUUAAUUAUUGUUUUGAUUUCUUUAGAUAUUUUAAUCAUAUUCAUAUUAUUGAAAGUCUACUUCAACAGAUUUCUUCCUCUUGCUGGAUAUUCAAAGAUUCUUCAAAUGUGGCGCAGUCAUUUGUCUCUUCAUUAAAUAUCUGUCAUCUAAAGCUACAUCUUGACAAACAUUUCUUAAUUCAUGCAACGAAAACUGGCAAUCAUCACUCGUUUUUAUGAAUUGAAACAUUUUCUCCAUCGCAGAGUUUACAGUUUCAUCUUGUGGACGGCCAAUUUUACCACCAGUAUUAGGUUUUAAGAAAGAUUUGUAACAACUGUAAUGGUGUUUUGCAUCAGCAGCGACUAAAUCAUACUCAAAAUUAAUACGUUCUGAACAGCCUUUGAAACAUCAUCAGAACGAUCUUUAGCUAAUUUCAACAGGGAUUCUUUGAAUUUUAGUUUAGUCACGUUACAAUUUUUUUUCGAAGAUGCUGUGUUUUAUUUUUCUCAGUUUCUUCAUUGGCUUCAUUGCCACAAAAUAAACAGUAUAAACUUACGUGCAUAGAAAUCGGCCCACUUAAAAACUUGCUCGUUUUUGAUGUCUCAUAUUUCCAAAACCUGUUGACCGAUUUAAGUGAUUUUUUGAACAUGUUAUAGCCUGAUUUUUUAACAAUACCACUGUAAUAAUAUUGUUGCUAAACAGGUAAAUUUUAAUUGUAUACCGGGUGUACCAAUCAGACUGUGUUUUUUUCUCAAAGUUCUCAUCACCCUGUGGAAUAUUCUAGCAUUUAUAAAAUACUGAGAUUAAAACCCAACUAUAGCCUCAGGUUUUCUUAACAUUCUGUUUUUUGAUUCAUUCGUUUAUGUUGGAUAAUAAAAAAUUAGGUACUUCAACAACUAGACAUGUUCUUCAUCAAUACACGGUCUUUCUAAAUAAGUGAGACAAACUUUAAGGGGUAAUUCUGCAUGAAAAAAUAAUGACAGUUGGCUUUAUAAACGUAUGUCCGCAAAUGUUUCAUUUCUGAGAUACGGGAUGUUGAAUUUUUUCUUACAAACUGACGAUUUAUUUUAUUGCUUUAAAACCGGUUGAGAUAUGCCAAUGAAAUUUGGUGGGUUUUAAGACGUAGUUAUUGCAUAUUUUUUGACAUACAAUUAAGAAUUUAAUAUUUCGCAUUAGCGCGCAUACGUGUAAUAUGACCGAUCAUAUUACCCGUAUGCACGCUAGUGGUGAAUAUAAAAUUCUUAAUUUUAUGUCAAAAAAUGUGCAAUAACUAUCUCUUAAAACGUACCAAAUUUCAUUUGCAUAUCUCAACUGGUUUUAAAGCAAUAAAUAAAUUGUCAGUGUGUAAGAAAAAUUUCAACAUCCCGUAUCUAGGAAACGAAACAUUUGCGGACAUACGUUUAUAAAGCCAAAUGUCAUUACUUUUUCAUGUAGAAUUACCCCUUAAAGUUUGUCCCACUUAUUUAGAAAUACCGUGUAUUGAUGAAAAACAUGUCUAGUUGUUAAAGUACCUAACUUUUUUAUUAUCCAACAUAAACGAAUGAAUAAAAAAACAGAAUGUUAAGAAAACCUGAGGCUAUAGUUGCGUUUUAAUUUCAGUAUUUUAUAAAUACUAGACUAGAAUAUUCCACAGGGUGAUGCGAACUUUGAGAACAAAACACAAUUUGAUUGGUACACCCGGUAUACAAUGAAAAUUUACCUGUUUAGCAAUAAUAUUAUUACAGUGGUAUUGUUAAAUAAUCAGGCUAUAACAUGUUCUAAAAAUUACUUAAAUCGGCCAACAGGUUUAGGAAAUAUGAGACAUCAAAAAUGACCAAAUUUUUAAGUGGGCCGACUUCUAUGCAGGUAAGUUUAUUAAUUUUAAAACAAAAAUUUGAUUCUCUUACUCGCGUUCUAGUAUGAGGUGCACUUAUUUUUUAAGUACUAGCCUGUUCGUCCUCACGUUGUCUUUUUACUGCAGCGAUUGAAGUUUUCCGGGUGUAUGAUUUUCUGCAAUCCACGUGUAUUGUAACGGAUUUUCGAGUUCUUAAAUACUCGGUAAACUCAUCACCUCUCGCGACACUAGCCUCGAUUAAAUUUAGCAUUUCACGAUGAACCACAACUAUUUUAUCUACACUUAAAAGUUUAUUGCAAAUAAAGCAAAAUUGAGACAUUUUUUGGAGCUAUAAAAUAGCACAAAUAUACUAAAUUGCAGACGCUUGUAAUAAGUACUUAUAUUUACUUGAACUGAACCUUUAGCAUUAAACGAAACAGGUAGAUGAACAAGACCUACGGAUAACAGUAUAGGCAUUGUUUAAAAAAGACAAUAUCUUCUUUUUUAAACAAUGGUAUAGCCAAAUGUUUUUCAAGGCCACGUGGAUAGAGGAAAUUCAGUCGGGGACUGAUUUAUCUUUUGAAUAAAUGUUUUCAGAAUAGUAUAAUAUAUUAUAUAAAAAAGACACAAAUAUGCAUUUAUACUUGUCUUAAAUGCCUGAUUUUGUAUAUACGUGCCUUAUAUGUCCAUAUCAUCUAUAAUGUGACUAGUAGAAUCGCGAUAUCUCAGGAAUGAUAACUCUUAGGAAAAAAAUCGUAAAAACUAUUUUUGUAGAGAAUUUUAAGAUCUACAACUUUGGUUUGAGGUUUUUUUUUGAUAAAACUUACCGUUUUCGAGAAAAAUCCGAAUUUUUGUUAUUUGACCACUAUUUGUAUGUCUAAGUUGACCGGAUUAUAAAUAUGUUAGUUAUAAUGUUGAACUACGUUUUAUAUUUGUUAAAUUUUAAUAAAGGUAGUUUUUUAAA
This is a messenger RNA of Diabrotica virgifera virgifera (western corn rootworm), 6601 nucleotides long. It is a transcript of the gene HDAC6, whose product is annotated as histone deacetylase 6. The coding region runs from base 119 to 2788 and encodes 889 amino acids. Gene Ontology annotation, cellular component: histone deacetylase complex. Gene Ontology annotation, biological process: chromatin organization. The record is from RefSeq and is a predicted model, not a curated record. The transcript has 13 exons. Lineage: Eukaryota; Metazoa; Arthropoda; Insecta; Coleoptera; Chrysomelidae. Gene Ontology annotation, molecular function: histone deacetylase activity.